Liolophura sinensis is the source of this 3493-nucleotide messenger RNA. RefSeq names its product TGF-beta-activated kinase 1 and MAP3K7-binding protein 2-like. Bases 175 to 2271 code for a protein of 698 amino acids. Lineage: Eukaryota; Metazoa; Mollusca; Polyplacophora; Chitonida; Chitonidae. The record is from RefSeq and is a predicted model, not a curated record. The transcript is spliced from 8 exons.
GGAUCAUGGUCCGCCAUUGACAAUUUUUACCGAUGUUGGGAGCGUAACAUUUAUGUUUCUUUCGAUCUCACUUGUGAAAUGCCAAGAAUUUUCAAACGAAUGGAUUAAUCAAGUGGUAUCUAGAUUAAACUGUGAAGCAAUGGAACAUGGAGAGUAGUAAGUGAAGAUGAUCAGAUGGCAGCACCUGAUAGUGCCAUAAACCUACAGCUGUUUCACGAACUUAAAACAUAUUAUCCAGAAAUACCAGACUACAUUGUGGCAGAUCUUAUACAACAGCAUUCAAACAACAAGAACAAGUGCCUUGAGGUGUUGGCAGGUAAAAGUCCCAAGCACAUGUUUGGAGACUACACAUCAGAAACUUCAGGUUUUCCUGUGGUACAGCAGUUGGGGGAUCUCCGUCUGAUGGAUCCUCAAAGUGUACGCCAAAGAAGUGACUCUGGCUCCAGUUUAAAGAGUAAUGCCAGCACCGGCAGCCUGCCAUGCAUUGGCUCAGGCCUUGUGGCUUCACUGGCCAAUGCCUGGCCCCCAGUUACUGUCAACAGCCAGGCACCUGCUGCCUCACCCAACACAGACUCCAGUGCCAGUGGCAGAUCACCAGACUUCGGUCCGUUUCUUCAGCACUCCAGGUCCACAGGUCAGAUCCCUAACAUUGAGUGCAACACAAAUGUAGCCAGUCCAAAUCGACAUUCAGGCUCAGAAAUCCCUAGUGGUUCUCCAGAGUUUUGUUCUCCACACAAGUCAUCGUACAUAGUGAAGCCAGCUCCUAGCCAUGCCAGUGGGGAUACCCCACCACAAACUGCACCAAAAAGGACAGUUUUCAGCCAAAUGAAUUCAAACAUGUAUCCUGUCGGACAGUUCUCACCAGAAACUCAUGUGCAGAACUCUGGUGCAGGUCACCAUGAACGUGUGCCAACACCUCAGCAUUUGUCACAAGCAACAAUAUACAUUAAAAACAGAAAACCUGAGGACAGGAAUGCAAACAUGACAACGAUGCCACAGGUAGCUAUUCAGCCUCAGCUACAGAUUCAGCAGCCCCCAGCCAGUCAUGUGGGAUCACGGAUACCCGUGCAUCAUUUUAUUUCCAAACAGGACCAGCAGUCGUCGCAAAUAGAUGUGUCGUCCAGCCAGUUCAAUAAUGUACUCGGCCGGUACCAGCUUGGACAGGCAAGCUCACCAGUCAACUCUACCGGUGUAACAGGACCAUUCCUAGUGGAGUGUAACUAUGAUGCGCGGCCCCAGAUACAGGUGUCUGUCUCCUCUGUGACCCCGCCUAUAAGUGGGGUCUUCUCUACACCGACUAAUCCUCCAAGUUCAGUGUACCAGCCCACUUUCAAUCCUCCAGACAUACCUGGUAGACGUGAUGUCAUGCCUAGUACUAAUGUGUCUACAAUAAGUUACCCAGCCCACACAUUUUUGCCAAACUAUCAGACUAUGAUUACCACAUUACCAAAGGCAAGCAAAGCUGGUUCUCCUACACGAGAGGACUAUACAUCUAGCCGCUAUAACAAUAUGGUGCCUUUUUAUCCGGCUGGGUUACAGAGGCAGGCUUCCCCUACCCCCAGUCAGAGCAGUGCCAGCUCUGAGGCCUCCCAAAGGGAAGGGUCUACCCAGCUAGCAGCCAGUCAACAAGAUGAACGAGACUAUAUCAAAGCAUUGUUAAGUCACCAGCAUGUUAGAAAGGAAACAUUGGAGAGUGAUUUGGAUAGAGAGACCAAAAAACUGGAGCAAUUACGAGGACAGGUCACACAGAUGGAGGAAAAUAUGGCUGAGAGCAGUCAGGCAUUUCCAACUGUUGAAGAUCUUACUAAGCUAAGGGACAGCAAUCGCAAGCUUUUGACAGAAAUACAGUGCAUGACCCGUGAAAUAGACAUGUAUAACCAGGGAAGAACACCUUUGGGCAUAUGGAAUGCUCAAGAUGAACAGUUUUUCCAGCAUCUGGACCAGGGUCGACCGUCGGCGUUACCUAACGUAGGGGUGCCGCUGCCUCACCGGGUGCCUCUUCAUACUCACGCGCAGAGCCAUACCCCUCAGCGCCCCACCCAGACACUCACUCCCCCAAGAACAAGCAGACCGUUGCCAUCAGUGCCUGCCCCUGUACCUAAUAUCACGUCCCAGGUUCCACCGGCUCCAGGGCCCCAGGCCAACUCUUCGAGUGGGGAUUCCGAGGAGGGGGAACAGUGGAGCUGUACAGCCUGCACCUUCCUCAACCACCCAGCGCUGAAUAAGUGUGAAUGUUGUGAAAUACCCAGAGUUCACUUAGGGUCGCAAUAGGUGAGCCUGAUGAUUUAACUGCCGUUCAUCCUUCAGCCUCAGCUGCAGAGUUCCCUCCCCUCAUCAUCAUACUACAUGGUAGUCUUCAGUUUGAGGAGGGCUAACAGCAUGCUGCGACCACUCCACACAGCUUACACAUAGUUUUGGAUUCAGUACUCUUGCAUUACCCAGCUAGUCACUUCGAGCUGAAGUGAAUCUGGGUGAUUUUGAACCAUUUCUGUUCUGAACUGGCCUGGGCGAUGUUGUGUUGGAUUAUCGGAUGCAUUGGUGUCACAGUGGGGGAAGAGGUAGAAAAACCAGAAAUAUUGUUUAACACUUAUUUAAAUCCUUCCAAGGUGCCUUGAACUUGUGAAACUCACUGGACAUGCAAAAAAUUUUGUUAAUUGAGAAACUGAAUGUUGUGUGUUAAUGUCUGUUUUGAGGCAUAGAUUUAAAUCCUAAAAUUUAAUAAUCUAAGCUUUUUCUAAGGGCUUGUUGAUGAGAGCUCAGCUGUUUCUAAAGGCUUGUUGAAGAGUGCUAUCACAUCGUUUUCGAUGCUUAAUGCAUAAUCUAACCUCAGUUAUCUAUUGUUCCCUGUUUACGGUUAUUAUCGCUGCAACCAGAACUUCUCCUAUCUCUUGCAUAAUAUCUAGUUUGUUUUUCUCGCAAUUGGUGGCAUUUCCACAGGUAACUGACGAAAUAUUCCUCAGUAGUCGUAACGUCACAUGUUGUGUAAUCUAGACUGGGUAAUCAUGGUGAAGAACUUUUCAUAAUCCCUGCUGAGAAUUACGCAUUACAAUGAGGAAUCCUUUGGGCUGAAUCCUACUUAUAAACUGUAGGCAGCACAGAUAAGUGCUGGCACCUGAUCUUGUACAUUGUAUGAUAUGUAUAUUGAAAGUUUAUUUGUUGUAACUUGUACAUAUAUGUAAGAGGUUAUGUAAAUAUAAGAUUUUAUAAAUCAAGUAUUGACUGUCUUCAUCAUAUGUGAAGAACCAGACCCCAAACCAGCAGACUUUCAGACAGAUUACAUGCUAAAGAACUGUUACCGAUAUGCUCAGUCCUUCAUUACUGUUGACAAAGAAUUGUGACUUUCUGUUCGAUAAUUGAAAGCUGCGAUCACCGUGCAUUUUGCAGUAUUCACUGCUCAACAUUUGGUUCAGUCUAUCAACAAUUGGAUGUACUGUUGUUAGCCUCGGCCAAGACAACCGACAUAAUAUAUGAUUGAAAUAAAUUUGAGCUUAUG